UCCCCGGUGGAGAGGCGUUCAGGGCACAGCGACCAGCGGGGCUUUGGGGCCGCUCUGCUCUGCCCCACAUGGCUUUCAGCCAGCUGAAAUUCAAGGAAUUGGGCGAGGAGGAGCCCAGCUGGGAGCAGGAGAACCUGGAGAGCGUGAAGGCGCUGGCGGCCAAGCUGAAGCUGCAGACGCGCAGACCCUCGUACCUGGAGUGGGAAGCGCGGGUCAGGGGGCAGCGCUGGGGGGCACCGCGCAGCCCCGGGCACCCCCCGCAGCAGCAGGACGGGGGCGUCUGUGGCUUUGCCACCGUGGAGGCGGCUCUGGAGUGGCUCAGGACGGAGCUGCGGGAGAUGCAGGCCCUGGACCAGCGGCUGGCGCAGCAGCUGAUGCGGCUGCGGGCGCGGCUGCACCGGCUCAAGGUGGAGCAGGCGUGCCACCAGCACAAGGAGAUGCUGGACGACGCCACCUUCGGCCUCGAGGGCUGCGAGGAAGACUCGGAUCUGCUGUGCACCAUCCCCCCCAAGGCCGCCUUCCUGCUCUCCACGCCGCUCAAGCACAUCGGCGUCACCCGCAUGAACAUCAACUCGCGCCGCUUCUCGCUGUGCUGAGCCCGCCCGCCUGCGGGGACAGCCCGGGGACACCGCGGCUCUUUGGGGACCCCCGGGGACAGCGCGGCUCUUUGGGGACCCCCGGGGCUCGGGGCAGGUCGUGCUGCCCACAGGGUGAUGCCGCGCUGAGGUGGCGCGGAGUGUCGCCGUCCACAUGGGUGGCACCAUCCUGAGGGCACGGGAAUGUCGCCAUCCCUGUGGGACACGGGAAUGUCACCGUCCCCACGGGCACGAGAUUGUCACCAUCUCCAUGGGCACAGGAAUGUCACCAUCUCACAGGAAUGUCACCAUCCCCAUGGGUGUCACCAUCCUCAGGGCACAGGAGUGUCACCAUCCCCACGGGCACUGGAAUGUCACCAUCUCACAGGAUUGUCACCAUCCCCAGGGUGUGGGACACAGGAAUGCCACCAUCUCCCCCAUGGGCACGGGAUUGUCACCAUCUCACGGGAGUGUCACC
Molecule: messenger RNA, 1053 nt
Organism: Passer domesticus (house sparrow)
Lineage: Eukaryota; Metazoa; Chordata; Aves; Passeriformes; Passeridae
Gene: FAM167B
Product: family with sequence similarity 167 member B
Exons: 2
Coding region: 69-596 (175 amino acids)
Source: RefSeq, a predicted model, not a curated record